AUGGCCGUUUCAUUGGUCAGAGCCUGGCUGGAAGGGGACUGGAGAAUGCUGACACCUCGCAUGCUAGCGUGGACCCAGGCGAUCAGCUGGUGGCUGGCCUUUUCAGUUGUCAUGACAGGCACGCUAACUGGUGUCCGAGAUUUAGUCUUAUCUGCGUUUGCUGAUUCACUUAUCAGAGCAAGUGGAAGCCCGAAGCGUCAGACUCGCUGGAAGCUUAAGAAGAGAGGCGUGCUGGUUAUAGCGAACCUCCAGCUCUCUCCAUUGCUUCUUGAUGACCUGGACCUCCCGGUAUUAGCACAUUCAGCAAAGGUGGAGACACUGGAACUCUCACUCCCCCUCCUAGCUUUUCUCCUCGCCAGAAACAUCUCUCUGCAAAUCAGGGGGUUCCAUGUGGAGCUGACUUCUCGCAAGCUCCCCUCUGAGAGGGAUUGCCGUGGGCUUGAUGCUCAGGUGGAGGCAGAGAAGCGGGCCAGGCAGCGGCAGAGGCUGAUAGACAUCGACAGAUUGCUCUGGGAUGACAAUUCUCCUCCUCCUUCUUUCAUGCAGAAAUUUCAAGACUUCCUCAUUUUCACAGUUGCCUCCCGAGCAGCGCAGUGCGUGCAGGUCUCCAUCUCCCAGGUGACCAUCCGGUUCCGACCCAGCAGCCUGAGCUCUCUGCCUGAGCAUCUCCACCGUACUCUCGCCCUCCGCCUCGACUCCCUCAGCCUCAGCAACGGCCAUCCAGCCUCCUCUGACUUGCUGCUUCCCAGGGCAAAGGUGGUGGACGUGCGGGGCUGCAAGCUUGAGCUCGUGAACGAGUCGAGCAGGCCUUCCGCUCCAUCGUCAGGGGUUCAAGCGGGGAAUGACAGUGCUCCAACUGGCAAGACGGAUUCGUCUAGCAGAUUGCACAGGCAGGCUCCGCAUAGGCCUGCUGUGACUGUGGUGAAGCGCUGGAGCUUCUCUGUGACUGUGGAGGCAGGAUGGGGUUUAUGGCACCAGGGAAGCAAGAACAGUGGAGUGGUGGUUUCUGCCUCGCUGGACAUGGGCGCUCUCAUCAUGAGUGCGAAUGAACUGGUGGUGCAGUAUCUGUCUGGCUUGGCUGUGGACUUGGCUGAAUUCACAGACUAUGCCAAGUACAGGCAAACUCGCCCUCGUGCUUCAGUGCUUGAGGAUCCCAGGGCAUGGUGGCGGCAUGCCAUUGGAAGCGUGGCACGAGAUCUCCGAGCAGCGGCAAUGGACGUUGAGCUGACAGGGCUGUCGCAGUCCCUCCAAGCCACCCUGCGCCUGCAGUAUGAGAAGCAGUACAGCGACUUCGUUGCAGGGCGCUGCUGGUCCGUGGCGUCUGCUCAGACGCGCCUGCAACAACUGGAGCAGCAGCUUGGCACUCUCAACUGCGCGUUUGUGCGGUUCAGGGUGGCGCUGGCGGCAGAAUCUGAGGGGUUGACCCACAGUGAGCCUGCAUGGGACCAGCACAUGACCAACGUGAGAAACAAACUCCAGGAUCUGAAGUACCUUCUUUCUGGUGGCUCCAUCCCUGAGCCUCAGGCACAUAAGCCGGUCAUCGAGGUCAGCAGCAGGUUUACAUGCCCCAAGCUGUGCGUCUUGUUGACGUCAGCGUCAGACCUAGAUUGGGGUGCUGAGGUGUCGCUGCAUGAGGUGGCGCUGAGGUUCACUGAAACGGGUUCUCUUCAUGCUGAGGUGUCAUGCAGAGAGCUUCUGGUACGAAACUUCUAUGUCCCUGAGAGCGAAUUAGUAGGGAACAUCGUGCACUCUGUCAGCUUCUCCCAAACCUCCGCCUUUCCUUCCUCUUCAGCCUCCUCCCCUUCCAUUGGUCCUCGUGCCUCGUCCCCAUCACCUCCAGUGCCUGGCUCUAGUCAACCGUCCCCACUGCAUCCUUCUCUAAGCGGUCCUGCUGUGCCUGCUGCAGCAGCUGGAGCUGCUGCAUCGUGCUCCCUUUCCUCGGGCUCCACUCCCUUCUUGGCUGUCUGUUUUGUCCAAAGGUACGGCUCUCGGCCCCGUCCCUGCCAGCUGCCCACCUGCCUGGUCGGCAGGUGGCAUCUCACCUGCCCCUCAGAACUCAAGAAGCCAAGUUCAGGCCGUUUUUUCCAGUUUCUUCGAGCAGUCCGGUCUGACAAGUACAUCAAAGCAUCGCAGCAGAGCCCGAAAGCCGCGUUGACACCAGGGGAGAUGCAGCAGCAACAACAUGUACGGGAUCCAGUGGAAGGGGUGGAGCAGAGGAAGCAGCCAACACAUCCAAGUACAGAGGGAAGCAGGGGAAGCAAAGGAGAGUAUGGCGAGACAAAGUGGAAUGGGGAGCGUGAGCUCGGCGUGUUAGAGCUUGGGUGGGGCGAGGACGAGUUGCAGCGGCUGCAUACUCGAGUGGAGGCGCACAUGUCUCCCCUUCGAGUCUUCCUCGACCGCCGAUGGCUUUUCCAGCUCAUGCAGCUUCUCUCCUCGUCUCCCUCGACGCAAUCCCAGCCAACUGCAGCCAGCCAAGGCAGAGCACUUAGCCAUUUAGCCUCACAGGCUGGGAAGGGUGUGAGUAGCCGUGCUCAGGCUGGAGCUGGUGGAGGGAAAGGACUGGGAGGAGAAGGUGCAAGGGAAAGAGGUGGGGAGAUGGCAAUGGGGGACGCAGCUGGUGGUUCAGGUGACAGUGAGUGGAUGCCGGAUAUCACCAAGCAGCAGCACUACCUGUACCGGAGAAGGGGAGACUCUGGAAGCGUAGAUUCCUGGAGCAACGGUGCUGCUACUAGUGCUGCAAAGAGGCCUCCAGGCACACCCGGUGGUGGCGCGGGACAGAACUGUGGUGGUUUCAGUGAUGGUGGUGCUGCGUCGCUGAACCCGACUCUCUUCGCGGAUCUGCAGGAAUACGUGAGGGAGUUUGGGCAGCACGUGGCGAGGAAGCGAGUGCAGCAUGUCAGGGAGAACCUGCCAGAGAUCGCUGCCCGGGUUGGCAGCAUACUCUUCAUCAUCCCAUGCCGCGACAUUGCCGUCAUGCCUCGUCCAUCAUCAUCAGCAUCAGCCGGCCCUCAGCGCUCAUCGGUGCCUUCAGCAGGAGGUGACGGCGACUUUCAGGCAUUCUUUGGCAUGGGGAUGGACCACCAAGCACCACCAUCACAGCCGCAGCAGCAUCAGCAUCAGCAUCACCGCCAACAGCAGCGGCCACAGACACAGCAGCAGAACAAUGCUCAAGCGUGGCAGAACCAGGGAACAGGAGCACAGAGAGCGAGACCUGCACCACUGACCCCUCCCCUGCUGGUCAUAUCCCUGUCAGAGAUCGUUCUGGACACAAGGCCGACUGAAAGUUCCAUUCUUCAGAAGCAGGAUGUCACCUCAGAAUCAGCAGCGUCAUCCAGCGACCAAUCCCCAGCUGCCAAGUGGCGCAAGGUGGUGGCGUCCAUGGCAUCGCACAGGGGAUGGAUGCAGCGGCAGCAUGUGGGCCCACUGCCGCCCAACUCUCUGGAGCAGGUCCAGGUGGAACUCACACUUGAGGCUUACCUGACUCGUGCUUCUCUCUCCAAUGUUGCCGAUUUGCGGGAAAGGGUGGACUUCUUAAAGUCAGUGUCAGUCAGCGCAUCCGUCUGUCGCUGCACUGAACCUAUUCGAGAAACCGCAACCACUCUGCUGAGUGUGGAGCUGGUCACGUCAGUCUUCAUCGUUCAGCUCUCGCCGCUCAUUGCCAAGGAGGUGUCCCGCCUUGUGCACACUUUAAACGAGACCUUUGCAAGCACCGGAGACCUCUCCUCAACCAGCAAGGAACCGCCACCACCCCCACCUGUUACACCUGGAGCACACCAGCUCGGGUGGAGGUUCUCCUUAAAGACCCCCUUCUUCUUACCCUUGCUCUCCCGCCUCCACCCCCCACCUCUCACUCACAUCACAUCCACCUGUCUGCAGGGAGGUGGUUUCCUGGUCGAGGCGUGUCAGGAGAUGGUGCCGCACAGCAAGGCUGACUGCCCGUACGGCGUGUGCCGCUGCCGCCAGUGGGUGCCUUCGUCUGACACCGCUGUGGUACUCGUCUCCACCGCCGAGGACCUGCGCGGAUGCCCCCCCAGCACUUCCAAAUCAGUUCCUCCAACUGCUGCUGUUGCUGCUGCUGCUGCUGCUGCUGCUGCUUCUUCUUCUGCUGGAGGUUCUGCUUCAGCUGUGGAAGGCCAGCGCCAUGAGCCGGUGGUGGUGGUGUUCCGAGUGAGGCUGGACAAGAUUCGAGUGGAGGCAGAGCAGCACAAUGAUAAGAUCGCGAUGGUGCGGGAACUGUUUCCACCUGGCAAGGCCAUGAUGGCACGGGUGUUCUACCGAUGGCGCCUUCAGACAGUGGUGGCGAGGGGUUGCAGCGAUGAGGCCAUAUUUGCUGCCUACGAGUCGCUCCAGCGGGCCAAGGCUCAGGUUGCUGUUCAGCUGCAGGAGGCAGGAACAUUGCACCAGGUGGCUGUGAAAGUCGCCCUCCUCCCAUUCUCCUGUGACACCAAUAACCUAUCCGCGGUGCUCACCUUCCUCACUCACCUUCAAGCCGCUAUCUCUCGGACCACCUCUGCUCCACGGGGUCCCUCAAAUUCCCGAGCUCGCCAGAUGCUGACUUUUGGAAGCAGCGAAGUGGAGAGGGACUCGUGGGGCGAGCCCACACCCACUGCUUUACCCUCCAGCCGCCCGACUUCUUCGUCUGGCCGGUCGCGUGUGUCUUUUAGAGAUGCAGCAGAGGACAGCGUGGAAAGCGAAGAUGAGACGGAGGAGGCACAAGGCGGGGAGAGGUGGUCUGGGAAGCAGGUGGGGGAUGGAAUGGCAGAUGGUUCCGAGUUCGGGCCUCGCGUGCGGAGGACUGGGGGUGGGAAGCGGUUGAGCAUUGGAGAGCUGCCCGUUGACGGAAGCGAGGCAGGCACGGAUGUUGACGAGGAUAAUGAGAGGCAAGGAAAUAGAGUGUCUCUGGAUGAUAGCCCCCUCGAUAUCCUGGGUCCGUGUUCUGAAUGGCACCCUAAUGGAGCGCCCUGGGAGGGCAUGAGUGAGAGGAGAACACGAGGAAGGAGCAGGGAUGGUGGAGAGAAGGACGGGAGAGGUGAAGGGUGCCGUGUGUAUUCAACGAGCGGUUGGAGGGAGAGGAGGAGGGGUUGGCAGGGAAGCAGUGGGGAGGGAGAGGCAGCGGGUAGCGAUGCAACGAGUGAAGUGUGGAAGCUGCAGGCGGAGCUGGGAUGUGGAAUGGUGAUCAUGUCCAUUGGGGGAGUUUCUUUUGGCAGCGUCAUCAUGCAGAGGGUGAAGGUGGAUUUGACCUCGCAGCCAGAUGCCGUGGAUGUGGACCUGACAGUGGGCGAUCUGGAUGUGGUUGACAUGCUCGCCAACUCCAAGCACUACGCUCACAUUUUUGAGCCCAACGGAGACCUUCCAAGCCUGAACCUCGUUGUUCGGCAGAACAUGGUGCAGCGAGGGCCGAACCUACCUGCCAAACCUCAGGUGUGUGUGUUUGUGGAGAGCCAGCAGACGAGGAUGACGGCCAUCUUCCGCUUCUUCAACGACUUUGCUCUCUUCGUGGAGCGCAUGGCCCCCAUAUUCUCAACCCCCCAGGCAUCCGGUCCAUCCAAAAAAGACGGCGUCUCAGCCAAGGGCCAGGAUGGCAAGAGGGAGGGGUUUAAGCAGGGUAAAGGGGAGGGCAAAACAGCUGGGGAUUCAGAGGGAGGUGAUGCGCCUCCACUGGUGUUUCUGCACAUCUCUGACCUGUCUCUCUGCCUUCCAGUGUCGUCAUGGAGCGAGGAGUCUCUGGAUGUGCGAGUCGAGACCAUCAACCUCAUCGUUCCCACUCCGGCUUCUCAGCGCCUGUCCCAGCACACACUGCUCAGACUCGCAACAGGCAUCCGCCCGCGGGACCCCUCCUUCUGGAAGCCGCUGGUGGAUGCUCUGGACCGCUCCCCCCCCGCUUCCCCCGACUCCAUUGGCAUUCAGCUCUCCCGCUUUGGGGCCUACUGGUCUCCUUCUAAGACCAUCACCCCCAAGGUGGAGCGAAACAUCGUCUCUGAGGGUGGUGUCUUCAUCUCCGUGCAGUCGAACCCAUCACGUGUGCACGUGCACUGGCCUCAGGUGGAGAUCCGUCUGGGCCCCACUCAGUACAACGCCAUCAUGACCCUCAUCUUCCAGAACCUCGCAGAGGGCUGCUCCUUCACAGACGACCAGGUGUACAACCCGCAGGUGGGUCGCCCCAUGGGCGGCGAGGCUGCUCCUCCGGACCCCUGCAUCAGCCUGGCAGGGCUCACCCCCGACUUGGAGAUUCAGCUCGACUUCGGCCGCGCUGUCAUCCACGCCGACAUGGAGCAUCCAGCCACUCUGGUUGAGAAUGGCUUUGGCGACCCCCUUUUGUCCUUGAGGGCGCAUCGCCUCACCAUUGUCUACUCGAACUACACUGAUUUCUCGCAAGUGACAGUGAAGGCAUUUCGCCUGCUCUUGGUGGAUGACCGCUUCCUCAAAUUCUCCCAGUCGGAGCUGGCCCUCGUCGAGACCAACAGCUCGCGGGCCAAGCCAUCCCCCACCGCACCUUCCGCAUCCACCCGCCUCUCCACACCCCCCAACCACCCCCGCCCCUACACCACCUCCCUGGGGGGCGAGUCCGGACAAGGCCUUGGGUGCGACCUGGACAGGUCGUUUCUGGUGAACGUGGUGAUGAAGCAGGAGGGCACAACGGGCGUGCAGGUGGUGUUUGAGCGCACCAGCAUCGUCUGGCCGUUCUACACGGACCUGUCUCUCGUGUGGGAGUUUCUGGAGGUCGUGGCCGGGUACUUUCAGAAGCCGGGGUGUGCGCUCGGGCCUGCCAGCCUGCAGCCAGAUUCGUGGCUCAUGGUCAACAUCCUGCUGCACGACUUUGACCUGUUGCUGCCAGUGCCAGAGGAGAGCCUCAUCAACGUCUGCCCGCCUCCCUCCAGCUCCCAUCCCUCCAGCCCUCCUGCCAACCCUCUUCUUGCGACCCCAUCACCAAUCACUGCUGACCCUCCAGCCUUCCACUCGGCCCCCUCGCGUAUGCCUCCUCCCUCCUCUCCGUCUGACCGCUUCUACGAUGCUUCGGAGGCUCUCCCUGCCAACCGACGCAGCGGCAGUGUAGUUGCAGGUGCUGGUGGUGGUGCUGCUAGCAGUGGCUUUGGCCGCAGUGGCAGUAGUGACAGCGGGAAGUUUGAAAGUGCAAGGAACACGUUUGAGGAGCCAGUGUGGGUGCCAGAGCUGCAAGUGUGGAGCGACGAUGUGGAUCUCUUCCUCUCAGAGCUCAAAGCCCACGGGCUCAAGAUCAGGGGACAGACUUUGCGAGUGGGGCAUUUUGCAGGAGGGGACAGGGAGAGCAAGCUCCUGGUAGACUUUAUCCGCGUCAGCAGCGUGUUCGUACACCAGUCUCAGUACUUUGCCCCUCACGAUGUUCUCGGGGAGUUCACUGCUCAGCUGCUGUUCAGCCAGCAUUCGCCCAAGUGCGUCAGUCGGCAGGCCAGCCUGCUGUCGCUGCACAUCACACCUGAUCUCCAUCCAUCGCUCUCCUCAACUGCACCUUCUCCGUCUGCUGCUUCUGCUGCUUUCCCUGCCUCCGUCACGGGAGGGCAGUCCAGCAGCAGCGCCUUCAAGUCUGGCCGUCUGCCAGUUUUCUUUGUUUUCUCUCAUCUCGUGGUCCUUAGCUCGUUCCUUCGAACGCUCAGCAUCCGCCUGAAGCGGAGCGAGGGCAACCUGCUGCAUCAGAACCUCGACCUGUAUGGGGACCCUCUGCCACCCGCCUUUGUGCCGUCCAAGCUGGCCGUCAACCUCCAGAUUCACGAGCUCUUUGUCGCUCUCAUCGACGACAGGAUGGGCAAUCCCACGUCGGUGCUGGAGCUGGUGGCGAAGGGCAUCAUCUUCAGCGCCACCAGCCAGAUUCUCACCGAUGGAGGACCCGAGCUGCUCUCCUGCCGCCUCUCCCUCACUCUCCUCUCCAACUUCCUCAACUCCGGCUUCGAGGUCCUUCCUUUCCAACUGCCUCUUUUGUUUUGUUCUCUUGUAUUCUUCGCUCUAUCUGUUCUUCUUCUGCCAUUCUCUGCUGCUCAUGCCCCUGCACAUUCGCCUUUUGUCCCCCUCCCACCGCCACAGAUCAUGGAGCCAAUGACGGAGUCCUGGAAGUUGGGGGCGGAUGUGAAGUCCACAGGCAACCACGUGACAAUAGCCGUGCAGUCACACCAGCUGCUGAACGUCAUGUUCACGCCCAUGCAGCUGCGCUCGCUGGGCGACGCCCUCAACUUCUACUCGCUGCUCUCCAACUCGCUGUCCGUGCUGCCGGGGGGCAGCCUGCACGGUGGAAGCGACCGUGACGAGACGUUGGAGGCGUCACUGCAGGAGGUGGCGGUGGGAAUGGUGAGCUACAGAAUCGUCAACCUCUCGGGCCACACUCUCUACUACUGGACUGAGAAGGAUGAGGAGAAGUCCAAGACGUACUCAGUUGAGGAGGGCGAGGAGCAGGUGCUGGAGGUGCAGCCGGUGCAGAAGGUGGUCACUCUCAGAGACACGCGCAAGAUCCUUGCGCGCACCAUUUGUGUCAAGCUCAAAGGGGACUGGCUGCCAAUGAACGACAUAGUCAUGGACAAGAACCCACCUCCGCGCGCUCCCCCCUGCACCCAGGUGGGAAAGUACGUGAUGGACCUGCGGCUGCCGGGGAGCACAGUGGUGCUGCCGGUGGUGUUUGACGUGACGCUCAAGUCGCGCACCAAGAUCAUCACCGUGCACUCCACCAUGCACCUCCGCAACAACAUCGACGUCCCCCUCGUCUUCUUCGCCCUCCUGCCCAGCCCCAAAGAGACCGGAGUCGAGACUGCCAAGUCCUCCUCGCAAGUCAAGAAGUUCUCGCUUGGUGGGUCGCUGUGUGCUGUUGCAGGCUUUGCGCGGGCAGAGAAGGACGUGGUGGCGCUGGAUCCAGAGCACCUGCUGGAGCAGCAGGGCCUGCUCGAGUUCCCCAUCCUCAACCAGGGCACGCGUUCCCCGCUCGUGGGCAGAGGCAGCAGCGGCGGCGGCAGCAGCAGCAACAGGCUGCUCAGCCGCUUUGGGAGCAUGACACGGAGGCAUAGUGACGGCGGGGGGAGCCUGAGACUGAGUGAACUUGGGAGUGUGAGGAGGGGGAGCAUGGCGAAUGGAGGAGAGGAUGAGUUUGAUAGGGGCAGUGAUGUGGGUACAUCGGAAGAGGAUUUUGACAGUGCGAGUGAUGUGAGGAGGCCGUUCUACUGCUGUCUGCAGGUCAUCUCAGAUCCUCUGGCACACAGUGCGAGCAACGGGCUGUAUGAGGAGUUCACGCUGUCCUUUGUGCCCCCUGUGGCCAUUCAAAACGGGCUGCCAUACGACUUGGAGGCGUUUGUGUGGGACGUGGAGUGGGGCACACGACACAUUGUCUACGUCCCUUCUGGCGAGUCCCGAGACCUCUAUCACGUCAGCCUGGACCACACGUUGCAGAUGCACAUCGCGCUCUUUGUGCCAGGGGGGGAGUACAGGACGCGUCGCCGAUACCCCAUCCACUUCCCUCCCAACCCGUUGCUCCAGAAGCAGUUUGGCAGCCGAGCUUUCGCCUACGACGUCCGCACUCUAAGCCUGGCCGUCAAGUGCCGCCUCUUCCCGCAGCACUCCCCUGCAGCCUCGCCCAUCACACUCUCCAUCGACAACCGCCACAACUGGCAGUCACGCAACCGCAGCAUCGCACUGCUUGCUCACUACUGGGUCAUCAACCUCACCAAGUUCCGCCUGAAGCUCUCCACUGGCUCCUCAAAGAAUCCCCUCGACUGCCCGCGGUAUCAAGAGGGCCAGCCCGCCUUGCUGAACGUGCGCCGGGGGGCUAUCACGGCGAUCAGCCUCGAUGGCUAUCAUUGGUCGAAGUCGAUUUCGAUAGAUUCUGUUGGGAUCAAGGGGUCGGUUGCGGUUGCUGGGCCUGCGUCCACCAUGCUCCCACAGAACCACCAGCAUCACUCGCAAUGGCAUCACGAGGACUCUUCACCGCAUGCUGAGUUGCUGCGGCAGCAGACGGCGGAGGAAUGGGAGAACGUGGUGCAGCUGGAUGCUCCUGCUGGCGCUCCCUCUCGCCACACCACCUCGUCCAUGUCACCCUUCCCAGCCCUGCGGCGAUUCGAGUUCGGGGUGGAGGUGCGGCUGGCGCCGUCGCUGUGCGAGGGCACGAAGCUCGUCAUCAUCUCGCCGCGCUUCAUGGUGUCCAACCAGACCGGGCAGCCCAUGCAGAUCGCUCAGAUCGGCACCACCACUGCGCGGGUUCUGGCGGACAAGAUGCGACAGCCGUUCCACUGGGAUGACGAGAAGCUCGGGACGUACCUGGUGGCUCGGUUGCUGAGCAGCGAUGAUGAGGAGGAGGAUGACUUGGCUGAUGGUGAUGAGGAGGAGGAGGAGGGGGAGGAGGGGAAGGAAGGGGAGGAAGGGGAGAAAGGGGAGGAGGAGGAUGAGCACAGCUCGAGUUCUGAUGAAGAGCAUAGUGAGGGGGAGGAGGAGGACGGGAUUGGAGAGGGAGCGAGAGAGAGUCACGUAGCAGGUGAGGUAAGUGGGAUGCAGCGACUGAGGAGGGACUCAGAGGAUUCCCACGUGUCGUGCGAGUCGACGAAGGGCAGAGAGCAGGUGCAGGCAGGGGUGGGCAGCAUUGGUUCUGGAGGAGAUGCUGAUGGGGUGGAAAGCAGCUGUGAUAAGGUGAUGGGGUUGCCAAAGGGAAAGGAGAACGCAGCAAGUGGCAGGUUGCAGGGUAGUGGUAGCGACAGGCAGCAGCAGCAGGCCCACAGUGGUGCCAUUGGCAGCAGCCGUCAGCAGGUGGAGAGCAGUAGCAGUCAAAAGGGGGAUGGAAGCCACGAGAAAAGGGAGGAUGGAAGCAAGGGCGGCAGCAAAGGCGGGACUGGAUCUCGAAAGAAGAGUGCAGGAAAGGGACGGGGGAGCAAAGGAAGGGAGAUGGAGGUGGAUUGGGAGUGGUCUGGUGCGUUUGAUAUCGACAAGCCGGGUGAAUCUGCAGUGCGUAUCAGGCACAGACGCAAGAAGGGCAAGUACGCCAUCCUCUCGAUUGACGUCUCACUGAACGGCGCCUCUGCUCUCGUCACGUUUGACGUGUGCAGCUCCAAGCACAAGCCUCCGCCCUAUCGCAUUGAGAACCACUCAGCCUUCAUGAGCAUCAAGUACGGGCAGCUCACCACCCCCACGCGGCAAAGGCUGCCUCCCAACCGCUCCACCAACUACGCGUGGGACCAGCCGCGCAUGGCCCAGCUGCUGCAGGUGGAGAUCGAGGGGUUCGGUGUGACGAGAGAGUACGAUCUGGACGGCAUCCGCGAGCUGCCCACCAUCAUCCUCUCAGAAGACGACUUCACUGGCAAUGCGUCGCUGAGAGACAGGAUGUUUGUGAUGGUGGGGACGCAGGCCCGAGCGGUGGCAGCACUGUACGUGAACGUGUAUGCAGAUGGGGCCACCAGAGUACUCUCCUUCUCCGAUACCAAACACACCUCCAAGGUAUCGGAGGAGGACGAGCGCACCACGCUGCAGGAGAAGCUGCAGGUGACGAGUGAGCGAAUCGAUUUCGCCCGCAAGGUGCUGCAGCGCACUCGUGCUCUUGCAGGAGACUCUCCUCUGGAUGCUUCGGAGGCCAAGCCAUCGUACUUGGAGUCUCCUGAGUACAGUGCUGCCAUGGCCAGCUUCACACCCAACCAGCACCGAUCCACGCCCUCUGUGAGCAGCGCCUCGUCAUCUGGUCGCAGCGUCAUGCCACUCGGUCGCAGCAGUAGCGCCACUCCUGCCGCCGCAUCCACAAGCACCAACCCUCCUCGCUCAAUCGUAACUGCUGCUGGCGCUGGCAGUUCAAAGGAGCAGGUUUUCUCCAGUGCAGAUUCAGAGGGCUCCUCCCCUCGCACUCCUCCAGAGACUCUCCGAGUGUUUACUGGCAGCAGUCAUGAUCCUUCUCAUGCCAGUGAAGCCGUUGGUGAUCCAGAUCCAGUGACCACACCGUCCAGGAGCCCCCUCCAGAGAAGCUUUGCCCUUUCCUCCACUGCAGCAGCUGCUACUGCCAAAGAGGCCCGGGCUUCAGGCCUUGCUAACUGCAGAACUGUGAGUGACUCCUUUGAUGCCUCUGUUGAGCACGUGAAGUCGCAGCCAGGCAAGGCAGGGCUCCGUAGGAGCAGGAGUCAAGAGGCAGCGGUGUUGCAAGUGACCAAGGCAGGGGCAGGAGGAAGUGCCAGCUCUGGGGCUGAUUCAGGCGGGGCAGCAAAGCUGAAAGGGCAAGAGGCGCUUGACUACCUGUACCUCCCUGCAAGCGCGGCCGCAGUGCCUGAUUAUCCGAUGAGACUGGUUGAGGCAACAGCAUAUGGCGUGCAGGCAGGAGCGCAGGUCGUGAAGGCAGGUAUGGAGGUGGUGGAAGGGGUGGGGGAGGUGGCAGAGGAGAGGUUGAAAGGGAAUGUAGGGCCACGCUUUGGAGCAGUCAAGUCAUCAGCUACUGAGGUGUUGGUAGGGAAGAUUGUGGGAGGGGCCAGGCAUGUUGAGUUGGCAGCAGCAGAGGCGAAAGGGAUGUUGAAAUCAGCAGCAAAGGUGCUGUCAAAGGAGAAAACGGACGGGCCAGCAGCUGCAGAAGCAGAGGAAGGGAGAGUUAAACAGCGACUGGCGUUCAUGAGUCUGGGCAAGGGGAAGGAACAAGCACAUCUGCCGGAGUCGAAACAAGAUGAGAAUGAUGGUGAGGACAUGAAGGGUGUGUAUGGUGGGGGGGGAGAGGAUAGGAGGCCAGAGAGGCUGGUUCAAUGGGCCAGUGGGGAGGAGAAUCACAAAGGACUUGAGACGGAUGAGGUUACUGAGAAGGCAGGGAGCCUUUCACGUGUGAGGGAAGAAUCAGAGGAGGAGAUGAAUGAGGGAGGGGAUGAAGGAGUGGAUCAGGGUAGCUGCAGUGAUGCAGGCAGAGGACGGAGUGCAGUCAUGGAUGCUGACGUGACUGAUAGUGAUGCUGGGAGAGGCGGUGGUGAUGAGGCAAGGAGAGCUGAGAAGGAGGAGAGUUUACGUAUUGUAUAUGCUGGGGUCGAAGGACAGGCAAGUGGAGCGCAGAGGGAAGAGGGGCAGGGGGCAGACGCAGCAGAGGAACAGGGCCAAGGGGAGGAAGCCGGAUGCAGGAGCGGAGAGACGGAGGGGGUUGGAGGAGGAGGAGGAGAAGGAGGAGGAGGAGGAAGAAGUGAGAGAGUGGAAGCGCCAGUGCCUGCAUCUCUCCUUGGUUCCUCAUUGGCUGCUGCUCGCUUUGUCCUGGGGCUGAAGAGAGGCAGGGCCAGGCGUACAGCUGGCGCCAGUGUUGGAGAGCGGCGUUCUGAAGUGACACAGACGGGUGCUGCUGCCAGGGCGGCUCCUGGAUCUACUGCUGGUGCUGCCACAGAUAGCAGCAGAUCGACAGGAAGCAGGCUCAAGUCCAGCAGCAGCUUCAAAGUGUCAUUGAGAGCAGCCGCUGCACGGAUCAUAAAACCCGCUGCUCCUAAGCCCAACAGACCCAAAUUCUCCGAGGUGGUUGCUGGUGCCGUGGCUGGUUCUGCUGCCAUGGUCGUCGGUGCUCCUGUGCCCGAGACCUCAGAUGCUCCUGUUCCUGUAUCCACUGCUGCUCCUGGUGAUCCCAUGUUGAUAGCAACAGUGGCAGCAACAAAGACCGAGCCAACUGUUCACCUGGAUUCCCUCUCCUCCUUUCCACCCCUCAAUCACAACCGUAUCGAAGCCACUCGACCACCUGCUGCAUCAAUAGCAGACCCCAACACUCGUAGUGCUGCUGCUGCCUCCCUCUCACCCUCCAGCCGCAGCCUGGGCGAAUCAAGCAUUGGUGGCAAAUCCAGCGAUAAACUCUCUGCAAAUAUUGCCAGCGAUGCUGUCAAAGUUUCCACUGUCGCUGCUGCUGCCGCCGCCGCUGCUGCUCCUGGUGAUUCCGUGUUGCUAGAAACCGCGGUACCAAAAUCAGAGCCAGCCAUUCACCUGGAUUCUCUCUCCUCAUUUCCCCCCCUCAAUCGCGAUCGUGACCGAGCCACUCCCCUCAGCACGCCAACAGCAGACCCCAAUGCUCGUAGUGCUGCUGCUGCUGCUGCUUCCCUCUCACCCUCCAGCCGCAGCCUUGGCGAAUCAAGCAGUGGUGGCAAAAACAACGAUAGACUCUCCGCAAACCACAGCAGUAGUGAGCUGCAGUUACCAGUGAGUGUCCCUCCUUCUGAGUCAGCAGAGUUGGAACACCACAGGUCGCGCUCAACUGAAGUUGCUCCAGCAGUGGCAGACCUAGCGACAGGAGAAGCAGCUGGCGAAGCAGCAGCAUCUGAAACACCAGGCACCCCUGCUGUGCAUAUCGCUGACGAUGACCCGCCUUCAAACAACUUCCAACCGUCUCCUGAACUCGGUGCAAGGCCUACCCGAGGCCGUGUGACCUGGAAAGGUGUUGUGGGCCAGGUUGGUGUUGGCGCCACUGCUGCCGUGGUCAACACAGGGAAGAGAGUGACAGGAGCGGCAUCAGUUUUACACUCCGCUGCCGCUGCAUUCCUAGACGGCACUUCAGAGAAAGUUCAGGAGAAGUUUCACGAGGCCCAGGAGGCCUUUGAGGAGGCAGAGGAAAGGGUGGAGGAGAGACUGGCUGAUGAGGGGUUUAAAGCGCAAGUGGGGGCGAUGAAGACAGUGCGCUCUAUGGAGUCAUUCUUUGGGAGACAGGCGGAUAAGCUGAUGGAGGCCACCCGCGUUCCUGACAUGGUCAAGUCUGCAACAGCUGCAGAGCUCCGGGCACACUGGCCCCAUGACAGCUUCAGGCUGCCAUCGUCGAGAAGCGAGGGGGGAGAGAUGGACAGGGAAGGGGAAGGGAAUGAGUUGAUGCCCGUGCCCACGUUUGAAGAGCUUCAGAGCAUGGCGGGGGCGGUAGCAGCUGCUGAGUUGGAGUUUAUUGGGCGGAAUAGGCAGACUGGAUUGGUCAAAAGCGCGAGUGUUGCCGCAGGGCAGAUGGCGGCAGUAGCAAGGCGAGGCCAGGAUGUGGUUGUGAAGGCCGGGACAAUGGUCAAGGGAGCAGUUGGGAGCGCCCUUGCUGCCGGGUCUGAGGUGGCUGUAGCAGAAGGUAAGGCCUUAAAGGCCGGGGCGGUUGUAGCGCUGAAUGUUAUGGGCGGGAGGCUGGGGGAGAUCAAGGAGCAUGCGGAUCAGGAGUUGCAAGUGAGCCUGGCGGACUGGCGGAGACGAAUGCAGGAGGCGGGGAUAGGGGUGGAAGAGGAGGAAGACAUCAGUGAGUUACGGCAGGAGCGGAUCCAUCUAGGCAACGAGGAGUACGACGCGGGGGCGAUCGUGGGAGGCGACGUGACGAUUCACGUGAUUAAAGCCAUGGAUCUGGGGCUCCGGCCGGAGAAGACGCAUCCGUACACGGUGGUGCAGGUGGAGGGGCGGCGGCUGCGGUCAUCUGUGUGCAAGGGCACGGUGUGUCCGCAGUGGGACGAGCUGCUGGUGUUCAAGGGCGUGUCUACCACGUCCAGCAUGGCUGUUUCCAUCUUCAGCAGCGAAACCAUCGGCUCACAUAAGUUCCUCGGCCAGGUGGUGCUGCCGCUGGUGGACGGCAGGGCGUUGAACCGUGAGCCCGGGUGGCACAAGCUGAGUCGGCGCACGGCGCACGAGACGGUGACAGGCAGGGUGUUCCUCUCCACGUCUUGGGACGCCACAGAGCUCGAGCUCAUGGCGCUGCAGCUGCGCGCCAAGGAAGCAGAGCUGGACGCACUGGAGGAGCGGCUGGCACAGGAGAGGGAGGCGCGGCCGCGCGAGGCCGUCAUGGCAGCAGAGACCCUCGCCAACCCGCACCCGCUGCAGCCCCACAUGCCCUCCUCGGGCCUGCGCACGCCCACGGGGGGCCCCAUGCUGCGCCGCAUGUUCACCCUGCGGGGCCCUGGGGUGAUGGGUGCGGCUGCCUCUUCCGUGUCGCCUGCUGUGGUGCAGCAGCUUGCCGCCAAGGGGCAGCUCAAGGUGAAGGUGGUGGAGGCGAGGCACCUGGCAGUGCCAGCGGAGUGGCUGCGCUCGGUGCACCGGAUGCGCGCCUUUGCUGCGCUCUCCGUGGUGUCCCCCUCGGGCACGAGCACGCUGCCUGUCAAGACGCGGGUCAUCAACGGCACCUUCUUCCCCAAGUGGAACGAAACGUUCUCCAUCAACGAUGUCGCUCUCACCUCCUCGCUGCGCGUGCAGGUGUUUGACAAGCCAAAGCUGGGUAGCCCGAACCUCCUGGGCGAAGCUACAGUGGACGUCACCACCUUCAAGGACGGGCUACCACAGUACAUGCUGCGGACUCUCAAGCGAAGUGCUGGAAAAGAAGGGGAGCAGGAGGCAGUGGGCGGCAGCAUUCGUCUUCGAGUGCACUGGAUGGUGGACCAUGGGAAGAAGGCAGAGGAGAAGACGGGAGUCAAUUUUAUGGUGAACCUGCACGGGAUGACCGUGUCCGUGGUGGACCGCCUGCCGCGAGAGAUCAUGCUGGUGCUGCUGGAAGACAUCUGCUGCUCCUGGGAGGAGUCGGUGAAGGAGGUGGCGGGCAAGGUGGAGGUGGGAAAACUGCAGGUGGACAAUCAACUGCUCACGGCUCGCAACCCUGUUGUGCUCUCGCGCACCCAGGCCUUCCCCGCAGAAGCCCUGUUCAUGGAGCAGGGCAAGGAGCUGGCGAACCAGGCAUCGCUAGCGAGCAUGCUGAGCACGGACCCCAAGGAGAAGGAGAAGGCGUUCGUGUCAGUGGAGUUCACGCGCCUGCUGCAGCACCCCUCCAUCGUCUACUACCGCCGCUUUCUCUUCCAGCUUCAAGAGUUCGACCUGGUUUUGGAGGAGGACUUUGUGGACACGGCAGUGGCAUACCUGCAGCAGCUACCCAUGGAGGACCUGUGGCAGGAUAAGGAGAAGCGGGGUGGGGAGGAGGAGGAGAAGAAGCAAGGUGACGAGGAUUUGGUGGAGGAUAUGACCGGGGCUCCCAUCACCAAGACUUACCUGGCACGCGAUGCCACCAUGGUUUCCCCGAUGUCUCGCCGGAACUUAGUUAAGUCGGAGCCGUUGGAGCCGUUAGUGAACAGCAGCAGCUGGGUGGCGGGCAACCAGGGCCUGCGGUGGUACUUUGAGCGCUUCCAGGUGCAGUCCAUGCGCAUCAACGUCACGCUCGUCAUGAACCCCAUCAAGAGCGACGCGCCACCGCCCUCUGGCAGCAGCUCCGAGUGGCACCUCCGAACCACUGCGUCUACUGCUGGCUUCCCACUCAUCUCGCUCACCCGAGCCCCGCUUAGACUCAACAGUUUGGUGCUGGACAACGCGUUUCAGAACCAGAGCACGCUGCAGACGUACGUGCUGCGCCACUACGGCGUGCAGCUGCUGCAGGGGCUCCACAAGAUCCUCGGCUCCGUCGAGCUGCUCGGCGCCCCGCUGUCCCUGGUGGACAAUCUCGCCACAGGGGUCAUGGACUUCUUUGUCGAGCCUGCCUCUGCCACCACGCCGGAGGAGUUUCUGAGCGGAGCCAUGAAGGGCACGGUGAGUCUGAUGAAGCACUCGUCAUACGGCGUGCUGCACUCCAUCAGCUCCCUCGCUGGCGGCAUCGGCACCGGCUUCGCCAAGCUCACCUUCGACGACUCCUUCAUCCAGAGGUUCAGCCAGCGGCCAGAGGGAACAUCGCAGCAGGUGCUGCGAGGAGCGCAGGACCUGGGGCUGGGCUUUGUGGGGGCCGUCACAGGGCUGGUGCUGCAGCCUCUGGAGGGCGCACGCAGGGAGGGGGCCGUAGGCGCAGUGAAGGGCGUGGGCAAAGGGGUGGUUGGGCUGGUCACCAAGCCGCUGUCGGGGCUGCUGGGGUUUGCGUCGACGCUGACUGAGAGCGCCGGCACGGGGAUCCGGGCGAUUGGGGGGGAUGUGUCAAGGCGGACUGUCCCGCGCAUCCGACUUCCGAGCACGUUUGGGCGAAAUGAUGCGAUUGCGCUCGAGCCAGAGGACAGUGUGGAGCUGAAGUUGGUCUUGGCCAUCCUGGACUUUGGGCGGUACCGUGACGAGCACCUGUUGGACCAUCUGCAGACGUCGGGGCGCAAGGCAGUGCUUUUCACCAUUGCUCGCCUCAUCUUCUACGACUGCCAGCGCAACGUCUUCUACUGGCAGAUCCCUCUUAAGGACAUAACCUCAGUGAUGGGAAUGGAGGGGCGGCUGGAGAGCAUAAUCCUGUACGAUGCGGAUGUGGUGAUUGCAGGCAAGAAGCUUCCUCUGCGCAUACCGGCACGCAAGGUCAUCAAGACCACCACCCGCGAGCUCCACAUGGCGCUCUUAGUUAAGCUCAACAGACACUUAGCCCGCAUUUGCGCCGAACUCCCUUCCUCCUCCUCUCCAUCGACUCCCCGCCACGCAUCCCGUGAGCCUGUUGCUGCCGGCGCUGCUGAUUCUGGGUCAAUCGCACCCUCUCGCGGCCCCUCUGCUAGCUCCUCUCCUGCUCCCUCUCCCUCCCCCUCCCUCCCUUCCCCGCUCCGCCUUGCUCAAUCCCCUGGGAGCGUCUCUGCGGCGAGUGCUGGUGGUGGCAAGGCAGCAGGGAGGUCUGGAGCAGCAGCUGGUGCUGGUGUUGGCAGGAGCAGCAGUGGUGGUGGUGCCUCCGAUCGUAUGGCUGGGAGGGCGUUUGCAUCUGCGCAGAACGAGCAGGAGGAGGAGGAGGAUGGGGGGGAGAAGGCAGAGAAGGAUGAGGAAGGGGUCUCUGGGUCCGCACGUGUGAUGGGUGUGACGGGAGGAGUUGCUGCGGCAACGGGAGCGACACGGUGGAGAAAGCACGCCAAUGGGAGAGGUGCUGCAGGCGCUGCAGCUGACAAGGGCAAGUCUCCUGUAGACCAGCCUCACAGCGGGUCUGCUCCAGUAAGGGCUAGGAAAAGCAGCUUCCGCAGGGGCAAAGCCGGAGGAGGAGAAGGGGGUUACAAGUUGGGCAAGCAUUGUGUGAUACCGGAAGAUGCGGAUGUGGAUUUAGCACAAUUGGAUCAGGAAGACAGUGAUGAAGAUGAUUACAGGGAGGAUGCAAACGGUGUGGUGGCAAGGGUGGUUCAAUUGGAUAGGGAGGAACGGCAGGAGGUGCGGCGGAAUCUGGAUGCUAUUCUGACGACUUGCCAAGUGGCGAGUGCAAGUGCUGGUGGCCGAUCAGACCCUGCUUCAGCUUUGGUUUCUGUGAAAUUUCUCGCACUUGCGGCGUAUUCUCGUGUACAGUCGCAUAGGGCCCACCAGGCCACGUUAGGAGCAAGAGCGUUGCAAGGGGUGCAGAGGGGUGAUUCGCAAUGGGAGGAAGAUGUGUCGGCAUUGCUUCGCACAAUGGUGGCUUUGUCUGAGGGUGCCGAUGAUCCAAGGGCCACGAUUCCUUCCGUCGCGACCGUAUCUGGCGAGAAUGGAUCGCUCAAGAGCACGAGUCAGGCUGGCGCGCACACGGCAGCGCAGGAGGCGAGUGACGACGAUGUGCUGAUAGAGCUCAAGGACGUGUACAAGUCGUUCGGCAGCAAACACAUCCUCAGAGGCGCGUCGCUCAAGAUCCGGAGGGGCGAGGCAGUGGGGGUGAUAGGGCCGUCUGGCACGGGCAAGUCAACGAUUCUGAAGAUCAUGGCGGGUCUGCUUGCUCCUGACAAGGGCGAGGUGUGGAUAUGCGGCAAGAAGCGAGAGGGGUUGAUCAGUGAUCAGGAGAACGUGGGCUUGCGGAUUGGUCUGGUGUUUCAAAGCGCAGCUCUCUUUGACUCUUUGACCGUGCGCGAGAAUGUGGGCUUCUUGCUAUACGAGCACUCGCGGCUGUCGGAAGAGGAGAUUCGCCUGAGAGUGAAGGACAGCCUCAAGGCGGUGGGACUCAAGAACGUGGAGGAACGAUUUCCCUCGGAACUCUCAGGCGGUAUGAAGAAGCGAGUAGCGCUGGCGCGGGCGAUCGUGUCAGACAGCGAUGCACCACAGCUGGAGGAGGAGGUGGUGAUGUAUGACGAGCCAACCGCGGGGCUAGAUCCGAUUGCGUCCACGGUGGUGGAAGAUUUGAUUCGCUCGCUCCACGUGGGGUCGUCGGUGCCUGUGCCUGUGACUGCGGAGAUCGCGGCUGGGCUGGAGUCGGAUUUUGAAACAGAGUCUGAGGAUUCAGAGGAUGAAGGAGUAGGAGGAGGGAGAGGGGUGGGUGGUGGUGCGGGUGGGAGCAGCAGGGAUGGUAGCGGCGUUGGCAGCGUUGGCGGCUCUAAGGCUCGCAGAAUGGCAUCAGUGUCGUCAUACAUUGUCGUGACACAUCAGCACAGCACGAUUCGGCGAGCUGUUGACAGGCUGCUGUUCCUGUACGGAGGGGAGGUGGUGUGGGAGGGGCCCACGGAGGAGUUUGACACGACAGACAACCCGAUUGUGAGACAGUUUGCUGUUGGCAGUCUAGAUGGUCCAAUUCGCUACUAG
Closterium sp. Naga37s-1 is the source of this 20319-nucleotide messenger RNA. The record is from the annotation of a GenBank genome assembly. NCBI's taxonomy places the organism in Eukaryota, Viridiplantae, Streptophyta, Zygnematophyceae, Desmidiales, Closteriaceae.